Messenger RNA from Coccomyxa subellipsoidea C-169, 1188 nucleotides. RefSeq names its product the Kifc3 motor domain in complex with Adp. The transcript has 10 exons. Gene Ontology annotation, molecular function: ATP binding; microtubule motor activity; microtubule binding. Lineage: Eukaryota; Viridiplantae; Chlorophyta; Trebouxiophyceae; Coccomyxaceae. The record is from RefSeq and is a predicted model, not a curated record. The annotation marks the transcript as partial. Gene Ontology annotation, biological process: microtubule-based movement.
AGGGCGGCGUUGAGCCGGGAAUCGGCGGCGCGGCGGCGGCUGCACAACAUGGUGCAGGAGCUUCGGGGCAACAUCCGCGUGUUUGUGCGCGUCAAGCCGUCGGAGCCAGCCGGCCGCAGCGGCGCGCCGGUGCUCGCGUGCGAAGACAGCCACCGGAUCUCCUGCACCGCCGCCGGAUCCACCAAGGCGUUUGAGUUUGACAGGGUGUUUGGGCCGGAGAGCAGCCAGGAGCAGAUCUUUGGCGAGGUCUCUCAGCUCAUCACCUCAGCGCUGGACGGCUACAAUGUCUGCAUCUUUGCCUAUGGCCAGACAGGGGCGGGCAAGACAUACACAAUGGAGGGCACCAGGCAGGACCCAGGCAUCAACUACCGCACCAUGAAGGAACUCUUCAGGUGCAUCAAGGAGGACCGAGAGGGGGGCACCACCUAUGACAUCACCACAUCCAUCGUGGAGCUCUACAAUGAACAGGUGUGGGACCUACUGGCGGAGUCUGGCAAGAAGGAAGUGGAACUGGUCAAGGCCACCUCUGGCGCAGGCUUCAACGUCCCAGACCUCACACAAGUCGCGGUGACAUCGCCGGAGCAGAUUCUGGACAUCAUGGCUCGCGGCUUUGAGCAGCGCGCAACCGGCUGCCACGACAUCAACGCCCACUCCAGCCGAUCGCACUGCCUGCUGAUUGUGCAUGCGGCGACCACUGAUCCGGCAACAGGCGUCCGCAGCGUCGGCAAACUGACUCUGUGCGACCUGGCCGGCAGCGAGCGCAUCAACAAGACCGGGGCCAGCGGUCUGACGCUAACGGAGGCGCAGAACAUCAACCGCUCCCUGCUGGAAUUGGGCAAUGUCAUCUCUGCGCUCAUGCAGCAGUCCUCCCACGUACCCUACAGGAACUCCAAGCUGACGAUGCUGCUGCAAGACUCGCUGGGCGGCAAUGCAAAGGCGCUGAUGGUCGCCAACCUGGCGCCCUCCCCAGCCCACGCAUCAGAGACCCUCUCCUCCCUCGCCUUCGCCUCCAAGGUGGCGAAUGUGGUGUUGAAGACCCCACAGCGCAAGUUCGAGGACGUGCCCACAGCAGGCGAGGGCCCCCCGGCGGUGGGGAAGGCCGGGGGAACCCAAUCGUUGGCCGCCAGAUCAGGCGCCCUGCGUUCAAACCUGUCAGCGGACAGGCCGCGUCUGCGCGCCGCGCAGCCG